GUCCCGGGCCCCGCGGCGGCGGCAGCGGCGGCGGCGGCGGCAGGAUGAUCAAGCUGUUCUCGCUGAAGCAGCAGAAGAAGGAGGAGGAGUCGGCGGGCGGCACCAAGGGCAGCAGCAAGAAGGCGUCGGCGGCGCAGCUGCGGAUCCAGAAGGACAUUAACGAGCUCAACCUGCCCAAGACCUGUGAUAUCAACUUCUCAGACCCAGACGACCUCCUCAACUUCAAGCUGGUCAUCUGUCCUGAUGAGGGCUUCUACAAAAGUGGGAAAUUUGUGUUCAGUUUUAAGGUGGGUCAGGGUUACCCCCAUGACCCCCCCAAGGUGAAGUGUGAAACAAUGGUUUAUCACCCCAACAUCGACCUCGAGGGCAAUGUCUGCCUCAACAUCCUCAGAGAGGACUGGAAGCCAGUCCUUACGAUAAACUCCAUAAUUUAUGGCCUGCAGUAUCUUUUCUUGGAGCCCAACCCCGAGGACCCACUGAACAAGGAGGCCGCUGAGGUCCUGCAGAACAACCGACGGCUGUUUGAACAGAACGUGCAGCGAUCCAUGCGGGGUGGCUACAUCGGCUCCACCUACUUUGAGCGCUGCCUGAAAUAGGGUUGCUGCUCACCCCACCCCUGCCAGGGCCACUAGCCCCGGUGUCCCCUGCAAAUAUUUAUUGGGGGUCAUAGGUGGGGGAUGUGGGGCAGCCGGUGGGGGUUGUCCCCUGCCCUGGCCUUGCCUCCCCUCCCUGCCACCUGCCCCUUAUUAUUUUUUUUUUAAACCACCAUGUGAUUAAGGUCAGCGCUGCCUCUCCUGACCCACUCAGCAAUGGGAAAUGAAUUGGCUUGUCUAGCCCCCUGCUGGGUGCUAUCCAACCCCCCCCACUCUAAGCAUUGGGGUGGUUUGGCAAGAGGCUUGUGUAGCUGGGGCCUUGGCAUCCUACCCAUCAGCUACCAGAGGUCCCACCAGGCAAUUAAAGGGGAACGUUACUGCA
Molecule: messenger RNA, 975 nt
Organism: Elephantulus edwardii (Cape elephant shrew)
Lineage: Eukaryota; Metazoa; Chordata; Mammalia; Macroscelidea; Macroscelididae
Gene: UBE2M
Product: ubiquitin-conjugating enzyme E2M
Exons: 6
Coding region: 45-596 (183 amino acids)
Source: RefSeq, a predicted model, not a curated record